AUGAAGAUCGAUGCGAAAGAGAAGGAAUCACGAGAAAGGUUAAAAAGUAGUGAAAUUGGUAAAUUUCAACGUUUCUGCAUGCGCGCUACGAAAGAGAAACCAGAAAUCAAGAGGUCUCCCCAGCAACAGAAUUCAAUAAGUCCAGCAGCAGCCGCCAGAGGUAACAGCAUCGCUAACGUGGCCAAGAAUUUCGAACCAAUAGUAGCACUUGGCAACGAACGGCGGGAUGAGUCAAAAACACGCAGAGGGAGAGCUGAUGUCCGUGUGCGCAUGUUUGCCGCGAAUCAUACUUCGAAUCCUUGCGUAGUGAAGAUUGAUAUAUCUGAUGGUACAGUCGUUAUUUGUCACAUGAUUUUGGACAUUUUAUAUGCGAUGUCAUGUCAAAAUAACAGUGACAAAAGAGGUAGUUCCAGCGGUAUUUGUCAAGAGAUUGUCGCCGAGAAAUAUACGGAGAUGGAUGAAACAGAAAACAUAAACAUCAGCGAGACACCUCACAGACCGAUAAACAGGAGUAAUCGCAGUUCUCAUGAUAGUGUCGAUAGUGGUUACUUGACUCUUACACCUCAUUCUGGUGCGUAUACACCAAUAAUUUCAGGAUAUAAGUCUAGAGUAUCAUGUAUUUCGUCAAAGAGGCAUCACAGAAUUCGAUUGGAUCCUCUACAGUCGGAACGGGCUCAGAGGCACCGAUCGAAAUUAAAUCAUUUACCAAAUGCGUCUGAAUCCGAUUAUUUAGUUUCCGAAAAUUCUGAAAGGGAAAGUUUGAUUCAAGAUCCAUCGAAUUUGAGCGAUGAUCACUCGAAUCUUACCCUGGAUAGCUCCAGCCUGGAGUUAACGAAUCAAAGUACGGAAUGUGGUGAAUUUAACGGCAAUGUUCGGGAUAGAACCCGUCGGAACUGCAAAACGACAGUUCCUAUAACACCAGCUUCGACGAGGUUGCAACUUCUUUCGCCGCCACCGUCACCGGCAGUGCCAUCAUCUUCCUUCAUAGCCUCCGAACCCAUUGAAGAAGAUGUGGAAAUGAAGCUAGUCAUCGUGCCUCAGAGCACACCCCAUCAGGUAACCACUACUUCACCUAGACGGAAAACGCCACCACCACCACCUCCGCGUAUCGUUGUUAUCUCGCCGACCUGUAGAAAAGCUAGUCCCGCGAUUAGUUCAGCAGACAAUCAGAAAUUAAGCAAGCUCUCUAUCACGGAUCUUGCUGCCAUCACAGAGAUCAAGCCAAAGAGGUUGGACUUCAGUCAUCGUGCCUUAUCUGUUGCUUUACACCAUACUAGAGCUACUCCAGAUCACACAGGUAGAGAAACAGUGGAUAUAUUAGCACUUCUCGGAGACAAAAGCAAUCAUUGGAGGAUAGUUUCCAAGAUAUUGUCAUUCCUUGGGUCACAGGACCUUUGCUCAAUCAGUAUGGUGUCUAAAACGUGGAGGAGAAUCUGUAUCAGUGACUCUAGGGCCAAUACGAGAAGACUGACCCACGUAAUACUCAGACAGAACGCUAAAGAGAAUUUAAAGUUAAUCAAAAAGUCAAAGAUGGAAGGAGACAAUCAAGGCAGUCCUAAAAGCAGAUACGCGAGAAAAGGGUACUUAUUGGAAGUACAGAAUCUUCUUCAAGUACAAGGAAAUCAACGACCACCUAGCAGUCCACCUGUUUCUCCCAGUAAAGUAAAAUUCCACUCUUUCGUCAAGGCUAGUCGUACACUCGCACCCUGGGAACAUUUGUUACCGUGUCCGAAGUGUUCAUUUCCUUGCCACGUGGACGGUGUGAAGAACGUGGGAACGUGUUCGAGACAAGGUUGCUCGAUGGAAUUUUGCACCUCCUGUUCAUCGAGGCCACACACUGGUCCUUGUAAAACACCCCUGUUAGCCACGCCAACCAAGAGGAAUAAACGUCUGGUCAUUGGCUCAAGGCAAAGCAAACGGAAUCUCAGGAGAUUAUGAGCAUUUCCUUGGAGAACGUUCGUCGGGAAUGUUUUCUCAGAUAGA
This is a messenger RNA of Eufriesea mexicana, 1983 nucleotides long. RefSeq lists its product as uncharacterized. The coding region runs from base 1 to 1938 and encodes 645 amino acids. The record is from RefSeq and is a predicted model, not a curated record. The transcript has 4 exons. Gene Ontology annotation, cellular component: nucleus. Gene Ontology annotation, biological process: negative regulation of meiotic nuclear division; regulation of mitotic nuclear division. Gene Ontology annotation, molecular function: protein binding. NCBI's taxonomy places the organism in Eukaryota, Metazoa, Arthropoda, Insecta, Hymenoptera, Apidae.